AUGCACUUCAAAUCUCCCUUUCUAACCAUCCUCUUCUCCCUCUUCGCCUUCCUCACCCUCGCCAACGCAGUUGACCUGUACCAAUACACCCGCCAUAGCUGCGGCGGCCGUCGCUCUGUCUGUCGCCGUAUCAACCAACGAGUCUGCUGCCAGUCCCGAAACCGCGUUUUUGCCUCUGGCAGCUCCACCGCUCGCACAGACACUGAUUUGCACAUCACCUGGAAUAGAAACGGAGGGCAAUACUGCGGAAGAGUCGCAGCCUCUGCCAACCGAGGCCGGUGUAUUUCGGGCGGUUCAAAUCUCCGCGGCCACUCCUGGUGCCGGCUCUGUCGCACCCUUGCGAGCGAGACGGAGGUUAAUACAGCUGCCUGUACCUCUAGUGUGGAGCCGGAUGCCCUUGAGAUUGGAAGCAAGUGGUUUGCUAUUAAUAACACGGUCUCUGAAGAUGAGAAGAAUGCCCUGUGGGCGCUGUGGCAGGGAGAGGUAGUUGAUGAGAACGUUCCACAGAGUCUACUGCGAUAUGUGACCGAGUGGGUGGCGAAUGAAGAGGUUGAUGAUGUGCAGGUGGCUGAGGGUAAUGCGGAUGAUAAGCCAGGACAGCCGAGUGAUGAUCUGCCGGGCGAGGUGCCGGAAAAUAGCGAGGAGGGCACAGCGUAG
Aspergillus affinis is the source of this 657-nucleotide messenger RNA. RefSeq lists its product as uncharacterized. The coding region runs from base 1 to 657 and encodes 218 amino acids. NCBI's taxonomy places the organism in Eukaryota, Fungi, Ascomycota, Eurotiomycetes, Eurotiales, Aspergillaceae. The transcript has a single exon. The record is from RefSeq and is a predicted model, not a curated record.